Bombus huntii is the source of this 2115-nucleotide messenger RNA. RefSeq names its product dihydroorotate dehydrogenase (quinone) (gene Dhod). NCBI's taxonomy places the organism in Eukaryota, Metazoa, Arthropoda, Insecta, Hymenoptera, Apidae. The record is from RefSeq and is a predicted model, not a curated record. Bases 246 to 1454 code for a protein of 402 amino acids. Gene Ontology annotation, molecular function: dihydroorotate dehydrogenase activity. The transcript is spliced from 4 exons. Gene Ontology annotation, biological process: pyrimidine ribonucleotide biosynthetic process; 'de novo' pyrimidine nucleobase biosynthetic process. Gene Ontology annotation, cellular component: cytoplasm; mitochondrial inner membrane.
AUUCUGUGAUCACGUGUUGAAAACAUUUGAAAUAUAUAUAAAUUUAAAUAUAGAAUGUAAUGUAAUUAUUAGAUGGUUUUAGAUGAUUAUAUGAUUCAACGUGAGAUAGCGUUACGAUAUCGUUUUAUAAUGGAUUGACCGUAUGUUGAUUAAAUGAUCAGAUAGUAUUAACCUCAAAAGAAGGGUUAAAUGUUUUUAUACAACAGGAAGGUGCAUUUAUGUAAAAGAAUUAUUUCUUUUGUAAAAUGUCACACCGCCUGAAUAACAAACAAAAAUUAAAAUCACUUUUACAAGUGACUGCCACUGCAACUAUGUUUUAUGGUGGCUUUUGCAUUUACCAGGGCGAUGAGAAGUUUUAUAACAGAUUUAUCAUGCCGCUUGCAAGGUUUGUAAAUCCUGAAGUUGCACACAAUACAGCAGUGAAGAUCUUGAAAUGGGGUCUUUUAUCUGCAAAAGAUACAAAUGAUCCUGCUUCCUUAACUGUUGAUGUUUGGGGCAUGAAAUUUAAGAAUCCGUUAGGAAUGGCAGCUGGUUUUGACAAACAAGGAGAAGCGAUAGAGGGUUUGCACAAAAUAGGAUUUAGCUUUGUAGAAAUAGGAUCAGUUACACCGAAACCACAGGCUGGCAACUUAAGACCAAGAGUAUUCAGGUUGUCAGAAGACAAUGCAGUUGUCAACCGAUAUGGUUUCAAUAGCGAAGGUCAUGAAGUGGUUUGGGAACGCUUGCAAAGACUGAAGAAGAAUCAGAAUUUUGAUGGUAUUGUUGGAGUUAAUUUAGGUAAAAAUAAAACAUCGGACAACGCUGCACAAGAUUAUAUAGAUGGAAUAAAGAAAUUCGCAGAUGUGGCAGAUUACUUUGUAAUUAACAUAUCUAGUCCUAAUACUCCUGGAUUAAGAACGUUGCAGAAUAAAAAAGAGUUGGAAGACUUGUUAAUAAAAAUAAACAAUGUCAGACAAUCCAUACAAUGCAAACAACCAUUGCUGUUGAAGCUGGCUCCAGAUUUAUCUGAUACUGAGAAACAGGAUAUCGCGGAUGUAAUACUUCAACAAUCAUCGAGUGUGGAUGGCUUGAUAUUGUGUAAUACAACAGUUACACGAAAUAAUUUAGUGAGUCCCCUUAAAGAAGAAACUGGUGGGCUUAGUGGAGCUCCUUUGGCUGACAUGUCUACAGCAAUGAUUUCGGAUAUGUACAAACGAACGAAAGGUACCAUUCCUAUUAUUGGAGUUGGUGGAAUAUUUACUGGAGAGGAUGCUUAUAACAAGAUCAAAGCUGGCGCUUCUUUGGUACAAGUCUAUACGUCGUUUACGUAUCGAGGGCCACCAGUUAUUGGAAAAAUUAAACGAGAAUUGGAUGAUAUACUCAAAAAAGAUGGUCUACAGUCUAUUAAAGAUGCAAUUGGAAAAGAUGCGAAUGAAGGAAUAAAGAACUGUAAGAACCUCAACGUCGGAUUCUGAGAGUCCAGUUUCGGCUGCCAAAAGGACGAUAUCCGCCGCAUGAGGUGCCCUGGGCCAUCUAUUGAACUGUUCUUGGAGGACAGCUUCUUGAUCCGCUGUCAGACGGAUCACUCGAGCAUCGGAUGCUCUGCUGGGAUAUUGUGGCGAAGCUGAUCUUAACAUCUUGCCUGUAAAGAAAAAAAGUCGUCCAUUCGCAAGCGUUUAAACACAAGGUUGUCGAGACUAAAAAGCUUAAAAAGUCGACGGAACAACAUAGUCUCUGGCUAAAUUCAGAGAAAUCUUGUUACCACGAGAUUUAACAGCUGCGAAGUCCACGUGUUGGGGAGUAAAACGAGCAACGAGAAUAGCGUGACAUUGACCCAACGUCAGGGACUCCGUGCUUUUGGAUACAUUUCAAAACCAGAUUACAUAGGAACGAGAAUAACUACUGUUUCUUCCCUGACGACGUUUUAAUCGCUUUUUGUUGUAUCUUUCCUCGUAAUAUUCCUUCUGGGAGACUUCGCGAAUUCUUUGAUGAUAAGUUCCAUGCAAACGAGCGAUAUUUUUACGCGCGUAUCGUAGUAUUAGCGAAUAGAGGGUAACAGAGUCGCAAAUGUAGCGAACAAAAUAACGCUCGUCGCUAGAUAUGUGACAAUCGUGUAGAUAUAAGUAAAUAAAUAAA